Molecule: messenger RNA, 1708 nt
Organism: Phalaenopsis equestris
Lineage: Eukaryota; Viridiplantae; Streptophyta; Magnoliopsida; Asparagales; Orchidaceae
Product: cytochrome P450 71A1-like
Exons: 2
Coding region: 161-1678 (505 amino acids)
Molecular function (GO): monooxygenase activity; heme binding; iron ion binding
Source: RefSeq, a predicted model, not a curated record
UUUGGAUUUGGACAUUACAUUUGAAUAAUCGUUGAAUAACAUGUUGAAUUGACGUUUCAUGCAGAGGUAAUUAAUAAGCAAGCAAGUGGCGGCUUCUUUAUAAAUCACAGAUGAGCAAUGCAGAGAGCAAGCAAAACGUAAAAGGAGCUGAUCAAUUAAGAUGAACACAGCUGUUGCUCUAGUUGCUUUCUUCUUGGUUCCCUUGUGCAUCCUGCUAGCAGAAAGUAAGAGAAGGAGGAGCAUCAAAAGCAAGAUACCUCUCCUUCCUACACUUCCAGGCCUCCCCUUUAUAGGUAAUAUUCAUCAACUUGGCUCGUUGCCACAACACUCACUCAGGGAGCUGUCGAAGAAGCAUGGAUCCCUCAUGCUCCUACAUCUUGGCUCCAUUCCCACACUGGUUGUCUCAUCGCCGCAGCAUGCUCAAGAAUUCGUGAAAACUCAUGACACCAUAUUUGCAAGCCGACCCUCCACCAAAGUAUCAAAGUUAUUAUCUUACAAUAAUAUUGACAUAGCAUUCUCACCUUAUGGUGAUUGUUGGAGACAGAUGAGGAGAAUUGGCAUGACACAUCUCUUCAGCCAAAAAAUGGUGCAGUCCUUUAGCAGUAUUCGUAAAGAGGAGAUGGCUUGCUUUCUUGAUAGAAUUGCAGAUUCUGCUUCGAAAAAUAAUGGUGUUGUAUGUAUCACUGAGAUGUUCACUUUAUAUGUUAGCAGUAUUCUCUGCAGAGUAGUUUUAGGAUCAUCGAUGAGUGAUGAAAAGAGGAGAUUGGUUUGUGAACUGGUACAGAAGAACUCAACUUUCUUUUCCGUUGUAUUCUUCGAAAACCUUUUCCCAAAGCUGAGGUGGUUGGAUGUGCUUUUUGGAUUGGAGGCCAGACUUAGAAAUCACUUCAAUGCUUGGGAUUCUCUCUUCGAGGAGUUUAUUGAUAAUCAUUUGAACAGGCACAGGGAAGAUGGUGAUAGCAAAGACACUUCAAGUGAUUUCAUUGAUAUUUUGCUUGAAUUGCAGAGAGGUUCUAGCUUUGACAUUACCCUCACAAGGGAACAUAUCAAGGCAACUCUAAUGGAUAUGUUUGCUGCAGGAACAGACACUUCAUUCGUUACCUUAGAUUGGAGCAUGGCUGAACUUAUUCGAAAUCCGGAAGUGAUGAAGAAGGCAAGAGAUGAAGUGAGAGAAAUAGCUAAUGGAAAAGAUAUGGUAUCUGAGGAACAGUUGGGACAACUCAAAUAUUUGAAUGCUGUUGUGAAGGAAGUCCUUCGCCUUCAUCCACCUAUUCCUCUAUUGCUUCCACGAGAGUCCAGUCAAUCUUGUGAAGUAGAAGGAUAUAACAUUCCUAAAGAAACAAGAGUAAUUAUCAAUGCAUGGGCUAUAGGUAGAGAUGAAGCUUAUUGGGAUUCUGCUGAAGAUUUUAAACCAGAGAGAUUUUUGGGCAGUACGAUAGACUAUAGAGGUAAAGAUUUCCACUACAUACCAUUUGGGGCAGGAAGAAGAAUUUGCCCAGGGAUGCCAUUUGCAAUGUCUAUCGUCGAACUUACAUUGGCAAAUAUCUUGCUUCGCUUCAAUUGGUCACUUCCUAGAGGCAAUAAUCAUGAAGACAUGAACAUGGAGGAUAGUCCGGGAUUGGUUGCUAUGAGAAAACAUAAACUUGAAUUAGUACCAACACUUGCUAAGACCAAUUAAGUGCAUAAAAGUUUAGCACAGAUUGUAACA